UUCGGGUGUCGCGCUGCAAAGGUUUGGGGAAAAAUAACGUUCAAACUUGAUCUGUAUAAUAGCAUUGUGGGGUUAAAUUUUGACGGCAUUUAGCGAAUUAACGUUGAGCUCGUCAGGUGGUUGCGCGUUUUGUUUUUUAUUUUGCUGGUUGGUGAUUUCAAGUUUUUCUUUUCGGACCGGUAGAGCAGCCUGGGUGAAAGGUUGCACCGCCGUGUGUUCAAUCACGGGCGAACGAUUGUGCCAUUCGGCUGCUGCUCAAGGAAGCUGACGCGUACGGAGGGAAAAUCCCGAACGGUCCUGUGCUUGGACGGAACGUGAAAAAAAUACAAGCAAAAAAAUAUAAAGUGGAAACGUGCGUGACUGGAAUACGAAUAGAGGGUUAACAAGCGAAGCGGUGUUUAAAAACGAUUACCUGUUGUUCUUUUUUUCGGGAAAUCUGUGCCAAUCGUGUAUUUCGACUGAUAAAGUGGAAGGAAGACUAUUCCAAGCUCAGUGCAAACGAUUAGAAGAAAGCAACCAAAAGUGCUGACUGGAAGGGGCGACAAUUUUCCUAAAAGGUGUUUCUGCCAGAAAGUGAGAAUACGAAAAAAAUAAAACGUGACAACAGUUGGACAGUUGUUGGAGAAAACCUUCUCCGUGCGGAUUAUUGACCCAGUAUCCAGGAUAUUCCUCCUCUAAAGCUAAGCAGCGGAACGCUGUUUAGCCACAGACCAAGCUGUUUGAAACGAGACACACGUCGACGCGCAAGGAUAAAAUUUGCAAUUCGAAAAUGCUGCGACCAACAGCAUUACUAAUCUAUGCGUUGGUGCUCACGCGGGCGACCGAUGCAGUCGUCAACGGUGAUGCUCAGCGCCGGGAGGCACCGAUCGCUGAUUCCUAUGGGUUGCCACCCUCCUCGCCCGGCGCCUCUGGUCCUGAACAACCAACUCCAGUGUACGGCGCACCAGCAGUAGCUCACUAUCCGCCUCCACCACCGGACGUUCCUCCGCCUGCUCCGAUUGUGCCGCACAAAGAGUACGGUGUUCCCGUGCAAAACUUUGGACCUCCUAAGAUCAACAUCGAGUACGGACCACCAGCACCUUCGAAACCUGUGUUCCACCAUCCUCCGAAACCGGUAUAUGGCCCACCACAGCAAUCGUUCCCCCAUCCACCUCCGCAUCAUUCGUAUGGUCCACCCCAUAAAAAACAAUCAUCUUUCCUGGACUCCUUGUUUUCCACAUUUGGCUUCGGAGGAGGAGAGGAGCAUCAUCAACAUCAUCAUCAUCAACCACCACAACCACACUACGGUCCACCACCCCGACCGGCUUAUGGACCACCCGCACAGGCAAUUCCGAAACCAAUUUACGGAGCACCAGCUCUUCCGCAACCUGCCCCACUGUAUGGCCCGCCACCAAAGCCAGCCUACGGUCCUCCGAAACCAGUGUACGGACCUCCGAAGCCAAUCUUCAGUGCACAACAAUCUUUCGGUCAUCAUUCGUCCGCCCAUGUACCACCGACACCUCCUGAGAUUAAAUGCGACGGAUGGAAACCGAUUGCGGGACCCGUUAUUCAAACCAGUCAAGUUGAAAUUCACGCUCCGGAAUCCUCCUAUGGACCACCACCAAGCGGUGACUUCUUAGCAAACCAUCAGCACUCCUCAGGUGCAGAAGUCGGAUUACAACUGCCUCGUCUCGAGCCGGGACCAUCAUUCAACAAUGAUCUUCAUCAUGGCCUGGACUUGUCCAAGGGAAACAGUUUUGAGAUCCAUUCGAACUCUAUUACUGACUCUUACGGAGCACCGCCACCGGACUCGUACGCCCCCGGCAAAUACAAACCAUCCUUCGCAAAACCAUUGCCUCCACCACCGAAGAUCCAACUGCCACCUGCUGCACUGUACGGACCACCGCCUCGUCCCGGACCCUAUCCAGUUCAUGGUCUGGGCAUCUCCCACGGAAGUGUCAGCGGUCAGUUGAAACCAUGGUUCGGUCCGGUCGCACCACCACGCCAACCGAUAGCCUAUCGACCACCGGUUCCGAAAGGACUUAUCGAAUCCAUCGGUCACACCGUAGAGCACUUGGACAACUUUGGCACCAAACCGCACUACUCCGGUAACGUUUACCUUCCUCCACCAACCAGCGACGUAGCCACAGCUCUUCCGGCGCUCGAACUCAACACCCUACCGUCCGAUCAUCCACCGAAACCGUUCCUAAUCCAACAUCAACUUCCGGAAGCUUUAGCACAAGUCCAGGAACCCCGCUACCACGAUCAACAAAUCGUCGCAGUUGCUAAUGAAUGUGGACACGGUCCCGAACUGGCCUCACAUGGGGCCAGCAACGGUCAAGCCACCUAUUUCGAAGCGUCUGGAUCACAGUCCUACAGCGAUGCAAACAACCUCGACACCAGCUAUGGUCCCCCGGCAUCGGGAUCCAUAGGAGAGUACCGCUCUGCACACCAGCUUCACGCUAGUGAGUCCGUUCCAGCAUCUAGUCUUCCAGGUUUAAGCGACGGUCUCGGUAAACUGGAGCUAGUUUCCGCACAAAAGUCGCAAAGCCUGACUAUCCCUGUCCAAGGAAACCACGGAUCUUACCAGCUACAGUUCCAGUCGGCUGAUCCAGCCGGCUCGCACCAUGGUGAAUCCGCUCCCCAUGAACAGAUCCUCUCCGAAGGACUCCUGCAAUCGAUUCUGUCGGCCAUUGAACAACCGCAAUCGAACUAUCAACCAGAGGAGUCACCGUACGACCCGAACAUCGAUCACAGCGAAGUGUCCGUUUUUCUAAAAAGUCCCGAAGGUCAAAAGACCCUAGCGGAUCCGCCCAGCGUAUCGCACCAUAAGCGAUAAUUGUGGAUUUCUUCGAGUAACCUUAAUUAGUCAACAGUGUGACUUAAAAGUAUGUUUCUGAGAGAAUGUUUGUGUGUGUGUGCGCCAUAACAAUUUCACCAUUACUAGUUUUCAACUCGGUCACGGGUUUGGACCCGUCCAAACUCCUGAUCGGUACCGAUUUUUAUUUAUUUUCAUACCUCCCUGCUGAGUGUGAAUGCGAAAGUAUGGGCCAUUAAAUCGACUGAUGUUCGUGAUAAUUCGCCGCCGUGAAGCAAACUGGAUCGAACAGGCCAGAGGCCAACCAAGUUACCAAGUAUGUUGCGAGCGCGUGUACAGCUGGUUACCAGCCUGCCAUUAGCGACGGCACUCGAGCACUGCAAAUUAUCGGAAAAAAUAAAUACUAACACAGAACGACGGCUAGAAAUCCUACGGGCAGAUCAACGAUGAAACCUCUCUCCGACGACGAUGGCGAGUAUGAUAAUGAUGAAUUAAGAUGUCGACGGGAUGGUCGAAUGACAUGACGGUGUCACGCAAAUGAUGUCCGCCGCGUGAUGAGUUAAUGCCGGCUACGAGAAAUGUCACGCAGGAAAAUAUAGUGUUUAUCGGCGGACCGAGGUGUUGGGAAAUGUUAAAUCAUCAUCAACGAAGGUAGCAAUUAGUAAUGAAAAGCCGUCGUAGAAGGAGCGCGUGUGGCGGUCAAGUGUGUAUGUGUUCGCGUUUAUCAUAAAUAGCGUUUUAAUUACCGGCAGGCGGCUACAUUGUGGAGAAGAAUGUCGUGCCGGCCCGGCGCGGCGCGAGAUUGAUCAUGCCGAACCCGGGGCAUAUGUGUAUAUUUAUUGAAGCGUUUAAGAGGGACGACGUAAAAUGUAUCAAUUACGAAAAAAUAAACAAUAUAACUUAUAGGCUGCCAUGCACCGGCCUGUGCGCCCGAGCAUGGGUCAGCUUGCAAUUACCGCUGUGGAGGAGGAGUUGGAA
Messenger RNA from Sabethes cyaneus, 3775 nucleotides. RefSeq lists its product as uncharacterized. NCBI's taxonomy places the organism in Eukaryota, Metazoa, Arthropoda, Insecta, Diptera, Culicidae. The coding region runs from base 770 to 2818 and encodes 682 amino acids. The record is from RefSeq and is a predicted model, not a curated record. The transcript is spliced from 4 exons.